CCAGCCCCCCUGUUUCCAGAGCAGGAAGCCUCCGUGUCCGUCCAGUCUGUGCAGGAGCAUCUGAGGCGCGUAAGAGAGGUCUGGAGGACGGCACGAGCAGUGCUCUCACGCACGGCUGAGCGCAACAAACGACUGGCUGACGCUCACCGUAACCCCGCCCCUGAAUAUCGCCCGGGUCAGAAAGUCUGGCUCUCCUCCAAGGAUUUACCCCUCGAGACUGAAUCCCGGAAAUUAACUCCUCGCUUCGUGGGCCCCUUCGAAAUCACCAAGGUCAUCAACCCCUCCGCCGUCCAGCUCAAGCUCCCUGAGGCUAUGAAGAUCCACCCCACAUUUCACGUGUCCCUGCUGAAACCAGUCGCGUCCAGUGAUCUGAGCCCUCCAGCCGUCACCCCUCCGCCCCCCCGAAUCAUCGACAAUCAUCCGGCUUUCACCGUGUCUAAGAUCCUGGACGUGCGACCACGGGGUCGCGGAUACCAGUUUCUGGUGGACUGGGAGGGGUACGGUCCAGAAGAGAGGUCAUGGAUCUCCAGGAGCCUGAUCCUGGACCACAGCCUCCUAGAUGACUUUUACAGGGAGCAUCCGGACAAGCCCGGCAGGACGCCAGGAGGCGUCCAUUGA
Molecule: messenger RNA, 618 nt
Organism: Cheilinus undulatus (humphead wrasse)
Lineage: Eukaryota; Metazoa; Chordata; Actinopteri; Labriformes; Labridae
Exons: 1
Source: RefSeq, a predicted model, not a curated record